AUGGGGCUACGGAAAUCAAAUGAAGAUGCUUAUACGCCAAUGCUGAUCUCCAUUGGUCCUUAUCACAAGAAAAAGCCUCAACUUGGCUCCAUGGAAAAGUACAAAUUGUUGUACCUACAAAGGUAUCUCCGGAGGACACAUGAGCUUAAUGUGGAAAGUUGCAUCAGUAAAUUGGAGAAAAUAAAAAAUGCUUCAGUAAAGUGUUAUAACGACAACCUUGCCACUGAUAUUGUUGAAAAAUUUUCAGAAAUGUUGUUGCUUGAUGGUUGUUUUGUGGUUGAAUUUAUUCGAGAGGACUAUAAAAAAGAGGCAAAAGAAGACGACAUCAUCAAAUUGAAAUGGAUGAAGAAUCAAGUAUGUAGAGACAUGUUGUUACUAGAAAAUCAACUCCCUUUCUUUGUGCUUGUCAUACUUUAUAGCAUGACAGUACAUCCUAAUGAAGAGAACUUCUUGUAUAUGGUGAGAGAGACCUUACUUGAUACUUUUCCAAAGGCGAAAUUUAUACCCAAAUCAGAAAUUCAAGUUAUAACAGAACCAUUCGACCAUUUACUUGAUGUGGUACACAUGCUUUGUCGCCCAUCAGCUAAGAAAGGUGAACAAAACAUGAAUGAUAGCACGCAAAACCAGUGUUGCAAGAUAAGUUUUUGUGGCAACAGGUUGCAAUUAUCAAAAGAAAUCCCUGAAUCUCUUGAUUUUUGGCAAUGCUAUCAUAUUCCAACUGCAAAGGAGCUUUUUGACUCUGGGGUUAGCUUCUUAAAAAUAGGAUCUGUGGAAGAAAAGGAGGAGGAUAAAACAUCAUUAUUCGAUAUCACGUUUGAGAAGGGAUUAAUGAAAAUCCCAUGUUUUGCGAUUGAGGAUACUAUGGAAACCUUCAUGAGAAAUAUGAUAGCUUUUGAGCAACAUACUUCUAAAGACAUAGGAGAUGACAAACAAGUGGCCGACAUCUUCAAGAAACUUUCAAAUGGGGUGGCAAUGAUAAACUUUUAUUACAACGAAGAAUGCAGCAAAUUGAUUCAACAUUGUGAGAAGCCAUGGAGUCAAAUGAAGGCAAGUUUGAAGCAUAACUAUUUUCAGAGUCCUUGGGCAGGAGCUUCAACUGUGGCAGCUAUUACACUUCUUGUGCUCACAGUUAUACAGACUGUUUUAGCUUUUACCGGUUGUUCAACAUGUUCCUUAUCUUCAACUCUUCCUCUCAAGCUAGUGACUGGAGGAACAAUAUCUCAGUCUCUUUUGAUGAUUAAGGAAUUCCAUACACCAGAAAUCAAAAUCAUCCUCUAUAGGCGAAGGGAGGAAAGCAGUGGUAUCUAUAAAACAAAGAUAUGA
Solanum stenotomum is the source of this 1323-nucleotide messenger RNA. Its product is annotated as UPF0481 protein At3g47200-like. Lineage: Eukaryota; Viridiplantae; Streptophyta; Magnoliopsida; Solanales; Solanaceae. The record is from RefSeq and is a predicted model, not a curated record. The transcript is spliced from 5 exons. The coding region runs from base 1 to 1323 and encodes 440 amino acids.